AUGCAAUCACCUCAACCUAUUAAUACAGAUUUCCAUAUCGUUAGAAUUUCUGGAAAAUUAAUGUACAUUCCACACAAUAAUGUCAUUGCUUCAUUACAAAAUAUUUUAAUGCAAAAUUCACAAUCAAAAACACCUUCUCAGUAUAGUAUGAAGUCAGCUCAAAUUCAAACUCUUUUUGAUUCUUUUUAUGCAUCUACUCUUCAGUCAUACUCACCAGCAAUGCAAAUUUAUUUUUCUUAUCGUUUUUUGGCGUUGCACUCUCCUGAAGAGAAAAGGGUUGGAAUUUUGACUUUAUCAAAAAAUAUUUCAUCAUUAAAUGAGGGUCAUCUUAGUGAUUUAGAACGAAUAUUUGAUAAUGACAUUAAUGACUGGAUGAUUUGUGAUGCAUUAGCAAAUAAAGUAGUUACUCAAUUUCUUCGGUCACAUGAGGAUUAUUUUCAGAGAAUAUAUAAAUGGAAAGACUGUGGAAAAAUAUGGAGAAUGAGAGCAUGUUGUGUUAUCUAUGUAAACUUUGCAAAUAAAAAAGAAAGUACAUGUCUUGAAAUAUGCUCAACUUGUGUAAAAAGUAGUGAACGAUUUGUACAAUUAGGAGUUGGUUGUUUAUUAAGAGAAAUGUCAUUAAAUUCUACAGAUAAAGUUGUAAAUUUUAUUUAUGAUAAUUAUAGAUAUUUUACAAGAGAAGGUUUAAGAUAUUCAAUUGAUAAAUUAGAUGUGACUACAAGAAAAAAAAUCCUUGGUAUUGGAAAAGGAAGAAAUCCUGUUAAAUCACCAGCUCCGUCUCAGUCAACUUCUCCUAAUAUCCCUACCUCUUCAACACCUGUUGUUUCUGUAAAUACCACGGCCCAACUCCAAACUGUAGAUGACCAAUUACGUGCUCAAAUAUUAUCAAUGGACUUCUUACAUUCUGCUAUUCAACCAAACAUUACGGCUACUAUACCGGUUGUAUUACCAAAUGGCCAAGUUAAUUACGUCCACCAAAGUGCUAAUGUAAUGGUUCCUCCUAAUUAUUCCCAAUAUUAUAACCUUCAAGGAUUUACUCAAAAUAAUUAUUCUCCUCAAUAA
Molecule: messenger RNA, 1062 nt
Organism: Entamoeba nuttalli P19
Lineage: Eukaryota; Evosea; Mastigamoebida; Endamoebidae
Exons: 1
Coding region: 1-1062 (353 amino acids)
Source: RefSeq, a predicted model, not a curated record